Molecule: messenger RNA, 1161 nt
Organism: Lathyrus sativus (Indian pea)
Lineage: Eukaryota; Viridiplantae; Streptophyta; Magnoliopsida; Fabales; Fabaceae
Source: the annotation of a GenBank genome assembly
AUGGCGAAACCAGUUUCAAUCGAAGUUUGGAAUCCAAACGGUAAAUACAGAGUUGUUAGCACUAAAUCAAUGCCUGGAACUCGUUGGAUCAAUCUUCUCAUUCAACAAGAUGUUCGUCUUGAAAUAUGUACCGAGAAGAAAACUAUUCUGUCUGUUGAAGAUAUCAUUGCUUUGAUUGGUGAUAAGUGUGAUGGAGUUAUUGGACAGCUGACUGAAGACUGGGGAGAAGAGUUGUUUUCUGCUUUGAGCAGAGCUGGAGGCAAAGCUUUCAGUAAUAUGGCCGUUGGUUAUAAUAAUGUCGAUGUCAAUGCUGCAAAUAAGUACGGUGUUGCUGUUGGAAAUACUCCUGGAGUGCUCACGGAGACUACAGCAGAGCUGGCAGCAUCACUGUCCUUGGCAGCUGCUAGAAGGAUAGUUGAGGCAGAUGAGUUCAUGAGGGCAGGACUAUAUGAUGGAUGGCUACCUCAUCUAUUUGUUGGAAACCUACUCAAAGGGCAGACCGUUGGUGUUAUCGGAGCUGGCCGUAUUGGAUCAGCCUAUGCAAGAAUGAUGGUUGAAGGGUUCAAGAUGAACCUGAUAUACUUUGAUCUCUACCAAGCUACGAGACUUGAAAAAUUUGUCACAGCUUAUGCUGAUUUCUUAAAGGCAAAUGGUGAAACACCGGUGACUUGGAAAAGGGCAACAUCCAUGGAUGAGGUUCUCCAGGAGGCUGAUAUAAUUAGUCUUCAUCCUAUCUUGGAUAAAACCACUUAUCAUCUUGUCAACAAGGAAAGACUCGCCAAGAUGAAGAAGGAAGCAAUUCUUAUAAACUGCAGUAGAGGACCUGUUAUUGAUGAAGCUGCACUUGUGGAGCACUUGAGACAGAACCCAUUGUUUCGUGUAGGCCUUGAUGUGUUUGAGGAAGAGCCCUACAUGAAACCCGGGCUUGCAGAGUUGAAGAACGCCAUUGUAGUACCACACAUUGCAUCUGCUUCCAAGUGGACCCGUGAGGGAAUGGCGACACUAGCAGCUCUUAAUGUUCUGGGGAAGAUCAAAGGCUAUCCAGUAUGGUUUGAUGCCAACAGGGUGGAACCAUUCCUCAACGAGAACGCUCAACCACCAGCUGCAUGCCCAAGCAUUGUUAAUGCAAAAGCCCUGAGCUUACCAGUUUCGAAGCUGUAG